AUGUCAGUCUUGCAGUCAUGUAAGAGUAUAAAGCAACUUCACCAGAUACAGGCGCAGGUAACCCUCCACGGGUUUUCACAGAACGGCUACGUUACCCCGAAAUUAGUCACGGCAUGUGCGGAACUGAAGCAAAUGGGUUAUGCCCACCAGGUGUUCGAUCAAAUUCCUGAACCAAAUUUUGCUCUAUGGAAUGCAUUGUUGAGAGGGUAUGCAAAGAAUGAGAGUCAUAGGGAGGUUGUAGCUUUGUUUGGAAGGAUGAAGAGCAUGGACAUAAUGCCAAAUUGCUAUACAUUCCCCGUUGUGAUUAAAUGUUGUGGGAGAUUGAGUAGGUUGGUAGAAGGUGAAGAGGUGCAUUGUGUUGUGAUAAAAUGUGGGUUUAGAGCAAACCCCUUUGUGGGAACGACGCUGAUCGAAAUGUAUGCGGCUGGGGGAGUAAUUGGAGCUGCUUAUAAGGUGUUUGGUGAGAUGUUUGAGAGAAAUGUGGUUGCUUGGACUUCCAUGAUUAAUGGCUACAUUUUGGGUGGUGAUAUGGUUUCUGCACAGUGCCUUUUUGACUUGGCGCCAGAACGAGAUGUUGUGUUGUGGAACACUAUGGUUUCUGGUUAUAUUGAGCAGGGGGAUAUGGUAACGGCUAGAAAACUUUUUGAUAAGAUGCCGAGAAGAGAUGUUAUUUGCUGGAAUACGGUAUUGAAUGGCUAUGCAAGUAAUCAAGACAUUGAGGCUUGUGAGGAUUUGUUUGAGAAGAUGCCUGAGAGGAACGUUUUCUCGUGGAAUGGAUUGAUUGGCGGGUAUGCACGCAAUGGACGUUUCAUUGAAGUUCUGGAAUCUUUCAAGCGGAUGCUUACUGAGGGUAAUGUGCUUCCUAACGAUCCCACAUUAACAACUGUGCUGUCAGCAUGUGCGAGAUUAGGAGCUCUUGAUUUGGGUAAGUGGGUGCAUGUAUAUGCAGAGAACAUAGGAUACAAGAGAAAUGUAUAUGUUGGGAAUGCGUUGAUUGACAUGUAUGCAAAAUGUGGUGUUGUUGACAAUGCGGUAGAUGUCUUCAAGAACAUGGAUAAGAAAGAUUUAAUUACUUGGAACACUAUAAUAUGUGGCUUAGCAACACAUGGACGCGGGGGUGAUGCCUUAAAGUUGUUUUCACACAUGAAGACUUCUGGAUUGAAACCAGAUGGGAUCACCUUCAUAGGCAUUCUGUGCUCUUGUACACAUCUAGGAUUAGUCGAAGAUGGCCUGUUGUAUUUCCAAUCAAUGGUUAGUGACUAUUCAAUUGUGCCUCAAAUUGAGCAUUAUGGUUGUAUGGUUGAUCUGUUUGGACGAGCCGGUCUUUUGGAACAGGCUGUGGAGUUUGUGAGGCAGAUGCCAAUAGAGGCAGAUGUUGUCAUUUGGGCUGCCUUACUUGGAGCAUGUCGAACUCACAAGAACAUUGAGUUGGCUGAGUUGGCUCUUGAACGGCUCAUUGAACUUGAACCAAAAAACCCUGCCAAUUAUGUCAUGCUUUCGAAUAUAUAUGGUGAUCUUGGGAGAUGGAAAGAUGUGGCAAGAUUAAAAGUUGCAAUCAGGGAUACCGGGUUCAAAAAAUUCCCCGGUAUUAGCUCUAUUGAGGCCAAUCAUGGUGUGGUUGAAUUUUGUUCCUUGGAUAAGAGGCAUCCUGAGACCGAGGAAAUAUAUGAAGCCUUGAAGGGAUUGACCAGUGCGCUAAGAUCAUCUGGAUAUGUACCAGACAUUCUGGAGCUUGGGCAUGGAGACUAGUCAUAGUACCGAAAUUAGGGAAUACUUUUAUUCAUCUUUGAUAUUGUUGGAUUGCAAGAAUUAAAAUCAUCAGGUAUGGCACUUCAAAAUCUCUGUUUUUUGUUCCAUUUUUGGACUAAGAAUGAGCUCAAUCCAAUUAGCUAAGCCUUAUCAUAUUGUUGCCGUAACUCUAUAGUUUCAUUUAUAAACUUAUUCAUUUUGUGGUGGUUUAAUUUCCCAUUACUAGCUUCUCCUGCUCAGACCAAAAGAAAAAAGCUUCACCCGCAUUGCCUCCAUUUCUGAAGUCACUGGAUCUUUAUCAGUUUGAUUUGUUUUGCUUUGUUUAAGCUAAAGCCCA
Messenger RNA from Rosa rugosa (rugosa rose), 2086 nucleotides. Its product is annotated as pentatricopeptide repeat-containing protein At1g08070, chloroplastic. The transcript has a single exon. Gene Ontology annotation, biological process: RNA modification. Bases 1 to 1749 code for a protein of 582 amino acids. Lineage: Eukaryota; Viridiplantae; Streptophyta; Magnoliopsida; Rosales; Rosaceae. The record is from RefSeq and is a predicted model, not a curated record. Gene Ontology annotation, molecular function: RNA binding; protein binding.